AUGCGGCAGCCAGCUCCGGCCCUUCGCUGGGGGAACCCAUGGGGUAACCUUGGAAAUGUUCUCAAGAGCCAGAGCAAGAUUUCUGAAGCUGAAAGCGCCUAUAGAAAUGCCUUGUACUACCGCAGCAACAUGGCUGAUAUGCUUUAUAAUUUAGGAUUGCUACUUCAAGAAAACAGCAGGUUUUCAGAGGCAUUGCAUUACUAUAAACUGGCAAUUGGUAGCAGACCCACACUAGCUUCUGCCUAUUUAAAUACUGGUAUCAUCCUGAUGAACCAAGGGAAGACAGAGGAAGCCAGGAAGACUUUCCUGAAGUGUUCAGAGAUCCCUGAUGAAAAUUUGAAAGAUCCUCAUGCUCAUAAAAGCUCUGUUACUAGCUGUCUUUAUAACUUAGGAAAACUUUUUCAUGAACAAGGACACUAUGAGGAUGCUCUUAUGGUUUACAAAGAAGCGAUACAGAAAAUGCCAAGGCAGUUUGCCCCACAGAGCUUAUACAACAUGAUGGGAGAAGCCUAUAUGAGAAUGAGCCGGCUGCCAGAAGCAGAGCGCUGGUACGUGGAGUCACUGCGAUCCAAGAGCGACCACAUCCCAGCCCAUCUCACCUACGGAAAACUGCUGGCUCUAACGGGACGCAAGAGUGAGGCAGAAAAGUACUUCGUGAAGGCUAUUCAGCUGGAUCCUACCAAAGGAAACUGCUACAUGCAUUAUGGUCAGUUCCUCCUUGAAGAAUCCCGCCUGAUAGAAGCAGCUGAGAUGGCAAAAAAAGCAGCUGAACUUGAUAAUACAGAAUUUGAUGUUGUUUUCAAUGCAGCCCAUAUGCUCAGACAAGCCAGUCUCAAUGAAGAAGCUGAGAAGUAUUAUGAAAUGGCAGCAGGAUUAAGACCUAAU
Messenger RNA from Tauraco erythrolophus (red-crested turaco), 885 nucleotides. The record is from RefSeq and is a predicted model, not a curated record. Lineage: Eukaryota; Metazoa; Chordata; Aves; Musophagiformes; Musophagidae.